CCGCACCCCGGCGGGGCCGCGCCGCCCUCCCGGGGGUUUUUAUGAAUGAAAGGGCCGUAUGCAAAUGAGCGCGGCCCGGGGGGAGCGCGAAAUGGCGGAUGCGCGGGCGGGCGGCGCGCACACGAACGCGCGUGUCCGCGUCCCUCUGUCCGCCCGCGGCCGGUCCGUCUGUCCCUCAGUGCACGGGGCAUGGGGAUGAGCGACCCGCACCGGUUCCCGCCGGGGCAACAAAGACUGUCCCCUGUUCGUGCCCCCCAGCCGCCCGCCGCCCCCGGCCCCGCUCACUCGUCAGGCUGCACCAUGACAUCUGCCCUCAGGACUUGCUUGGUCCACAGAGAAGAGGUUUUCUGUGUUUGGGCAAUCCUGGGAGAAGAAAUGUGUCUGAACCACCUAAGCACAUCACCUUGCCCUCCAGCUUUUGCAGGCCCCUCCACUGCAGCAUCCCUUUCCCACUGCAGGAACAGAAGUGGAAACUUGGAGAGAAACCUGUGGACUGCUAGUAAUGAGAUGGAGGCAAGAGCUGAUGAAAGCUUUGAAGUCUUCUCCUCAGGGAGAAGCAGCGUGUCCUUUGGAGGUGGUACCAGAAUCUGCAGCUUUGUGGCACAAUAUUUCGUUCCUGUCACAGCUAGAGGUUUGGCCAUCACACCAGAUCAUGUGUGAGAGUACAAGCCUGCUGUCCUCCCUUUGUCAGACUGUGGGUGCUCUUUCGGCAAUGCUGCCUAUCCCCUUCACCCCCUUCCCACCCUUUCCUUUGCAAAGCCCAGUUUGUCACCCCCUUGGCUGUGCUAAUGCAUCCCUCACUGAGGAGUGACACUGCUGGAUCUGCUAAAUGCUCCCAGCUAAUAAUACCCCCCAAUAUCUCUUUCUUUUGGAAAGUUAUUCAAGGAUGCAGCUUGCAGAAUGGCAUGAUAAACAUCUUGGCAAAGCUGAGCUGGCAGCAAAAGGAAGUGUCAGGGCAGGAGUAAGCGGUUGGGGGCAAGGAAAUGGCAGGAACGUCUUCAGCUGCUGUACAAUAAAAGACCAGAUGUAAUGAUUUGACACAGUUCCACCCAUCCUAUGUCUGUUUUUUCCCCCCAAAGGAUGCUGAGAUUGCACAGACCU
Molecule: messenger RNA, 1101 nt
Organism: Passer montanus (Eurasian tree sparrow)
Lineage: Eukaryota; Metazoa; Chordata; Aves; Passeriformes; Passeridae
Exons: 4
Coding region: 46-660 (204 amino acids)
Source: RefSeq, a predicted model, not a curated record